Molecule: messenger RNA, 1421 nt
Organism: Megalobrama amblycephala (Wuchang bream)
Lineage: Eukaryota; Metazoa; Chordata; Actinopteri; Cypriniformes; Xenocyprididae
Gene: bdh1
Product: 3-hydroxybutyrate dehydrogenase, type 1
Exons: 5
Coding region: 26-1105 (359 amino acids)
Molecular function (GO): oxidoreductase activity
Source: RefSeq, a predicted model, not a curated record
CCGCCAGAGUUGUCAACAGCUCAAGAUGGCUGCGCUGCCGAUGGUGAGGGUCGCGCUGCUUAUCGCGUUCUCGGUGUUUCUCACGCUCAUCUUGGGCUUCGGCUUGCCGUCCGUCCUCAACCUCUUCGCGCGAAGCUGCGGCUUCCCGGAGGCGAGCGUCACCGAGUGCAUAGUGCUCAUGUACGCGCUGUUCGUGCUGUACGUGGCCAUGCCUCGACUGCCCCGCGGGACAGUGAAGGUUGAAGGGAAAUCUGUGCUGGUUACUGGCUGUGACACUGGCUUUGGACUCGCUUUGGCAAAGCACUUCCACAGGCUCGGCUUCACUGUGUUUGCAGGAUGUUUGUUUAAGGAUGGAGAAGGUGCGAAGGAUCUGGAGAACGUUCAUUCGGAGAAGCUGAAGGUUGUGCAGCUGGACGUCUGCAGUGAGGAGCAGGUCUCUCAGGCGCUUCAGUUCAUCACUGCCAACCUGGAAGACCCGGAGAAAGGUCUGUGGGCCGUGGUCAACAACGCUGGCAUCUCCACAUUCGGUGAGGUGGAGUUCACCACCAUGGACACGUACAAGCAGGUUUCAGAGGUCAACCUGUGGGGCACCAUCAGAGUAACCAAAGCCUUUCUGCCUCUCAUCCGCAGGGCGAAAGGUCGUGUUGUGAACAUCGCUAGCAUGUACGGCAGAAUGGGAAACGCUCUCCGAUCCCCUUACUGUGUUUCCAAAUACGGAGUGGAGGCUUUUUCUGACUGUCUCAGGUAUGAAAUGAAGGCUUGGGGCGUCAAAGUUUCCGUCAUUGAGCCUGGAAACUUUAUCGUGGCCACGGGCAUCCUAACACGUGACAUAGUCACGACCACAGCAGAGAAGCUCUGGAAGGAGGCGCCCCCUGGUGUCCAGGAGGACUAUGGGAAAGCUCACUUUGAGCAGUACAUGGCUCUUAUGCGCUCCUACUGCAGCAGCGGCCAGCGAGAGAUCGAGCCGGUUUUAGACGACAUCACGGAUGCCAUCACGUCCAAACGGCCGUACACGCGGUACAACCCUAUGGAACCGCACUGGUGGAUUCGCAUGCAAAUAAUGACCCACCUUCCUGCCGCCAUCUCAGACAGACUCUACUUCUAACGAGAUGCCAACUUCCUACCAUCCAAUAAAUAUCGUCACAGGGUUCAUCAAUCAAUUGUUAAUACAUGCCUUAUUGAAUGCAGUCAAAUCAGUCUACAACGGUAAUAAAAAAAAAAAAAAAAAAUCACACAAAUCUUAAAGUGCCCCUAUUAUGCUUUUCAGAUAUGACCUUUCAUGUAGUGAUCUAAUACAGCUUUUCUGAAUGUAGAAAGAUCUGUUUCAAAGAUCUAAGUGCAGAUAAAUUAUUGUCUCCCAAAAGAAAGAAGCGAUUCUGAAUCACAACAUCCUGGAUCAUCUGACCAAUCAGAGCAGAGUA